AUGGCCGUCGAGCAGAUCGUCACCGACCCUGCCCUUAUCCCCGCCCUGAAAACUUGUUCGGACACCUUGAGCGAGGCGCAUAAGCUCAUCGACCUGCUGGAAAAAGGGAUCCAAACCCCCUCGUCGAACCCCAACGAGACACUGCAGGAAGCGUACAAACAGCAGAGACACAUUUAUUCGCUGCUGGCUCAGCUACGUGGACUCAACCGUGAGGCCAUUCUCAAUGUCAGGUCAACCAAGCAGGCCACGGCGGAGGCACGCCAGGAGAUAGACAGACUGCACCUGCAGCUUCAGAAUCUGUACUACGAGCAGAGACACCUGAGCGGCGAGAUAGCCGCAUGCGAGUCAUACGAGUACGUGAAUUUAGGCAGGAACUGUCUUCGGUCCGAUCUGUAUGCUGACAAGUACAAACCCUUCUACAGCCAUAGUUAUCUGUCAUUGCCCUUGAUACCGGUGGAAGAGUUCAUUAGCCUGUAUCCAGAACAUGCAAACUCGGACGAACAUGAACUUACGAUUGCCCGAAUUAACCAUGAGCACGCGGAGAGGGAAAAGCUCGAACAGGCCCGCCAGGAGCUCUUGAAGAAGAAACAGGCUCUCAUUGCAGAAAACAAAAAGAGAAAGGAAGAUCUAGCCAGUCUAGAUCAGGACUUGGAACGGUUCAUUGAUGUCAGCCUCACUUCUAAACUCCAUACAUGUAGCCAUGGACCCCUGCUAACCACAGCAUUCUCAGGCUGCGAAACCUAUCCAGAAGAUAUUCGAAAAGGUCUACGUACCUGUCACCCGGAAGUCAAAUGGAGAAGACAAAUGAGUUCAAAACUAGGAUCCUUGCAUUAUGAUUAUUUGGCUAUGUUUAUAUACCCUGCAUGGAUAAAGGAGUCUUAA
This is a messenger RNA of Trichophyton benhamiae CBS 112371, 882 nucleotides long. RefSeq lists its product as uncharacterized. Gene Ontology annotation, cellular component: THO complex part of transcription export complex. NCBI's taxonomy places the organism in Eukaryota, Fungi, Ascomycota, Eurotiomycetes, Onygenales, Arthrodermataceae. The record is from RefSeq and is a predicted model, not a curated record. The transcript has a single exon. Bases 1 to 882 code for a protein of 293 amino acids. Gene Ontology annotation, molecular function: mRNA binding. Gene Ontology annotation, biological process: mRNA export from nucleus; positive regulation of DNA-templated transcription, elongation.